CAAAAUCCGAUUUUUUCUGGUUAUCCAAACAAACACACUCUCUCUUUUCUCUCUGUGUUGUCCUGUGUAGAACGUAGAAGAAGAAGAAGAAGAAUGUUAAGUUGUUCAAUUUCAGCGGUGUCUUCUUCAUCUUCAUUUCUCUCUGAUUCUCCCUCUACUUCCUCUCACAUUCGAAUCAAACCCUUCUUCUCUCCUUCAAACAGAACCUCUCUUUGUGGGUUCCCAAGAGCACUCCUUUCCAAUGCUGUUCUCGGAGCCCAACAAGAAAAUGGGUCGCCGCAGAAGUUUCAGCAGAACAAUUCCAUCGCUGAUUUCAUGAGAUUUAAACGUGGGGUUGAUGAUGGGGGAAGUGGGGAGUUGCAGACAGCACUUGUUAGCUAUAGGAAGAAGUUCCCUUGGUCCCUUUUGCGCCCUUUCCUUCAGGUUGACUUGGUUUCAACAAUUCACAUCGCUGAUGAAGAGUAUUUUCUGGCCCUCCAGAAGGAACUUGAAUCCUAUGAUUGUGUCCUUUAUGAAAUGGUGGCUAGCAGGGAAAGUUUAGAGAAUAGAAGAAAUCCUACUGUUACAAAAAGGUUAAAAGGUUCACGCACCAAGGGUUUUAACAUUUUGGGAUGCAUCCAAAGACAGAUAGCUCGAAUUCUUAUGCUUGAUUUCCAAUUAGAUUGUCUGAAUUACCACUUUACAAAUUGGUACCAUGCAGAUCUUGACUACGAGACCUUCAAAUUACUUCAGCUUGAAAAAGGUGAAAGCUUUUUUUCGUUUGCAAAGGAUAUGACUCUUAGGUCUACGAAAGCAGUAUUGCAGCCAGCUUCAAUUCCGGAAGAUCUUGACCCAUGGAGAUCCAAGCUUUUAUGGGCUUCACGUGUACUUCCUAUGCCACUUGUUGGCCUUCUUAUCAUUGAAAGUGUUUGUGCAGAUGUGGGUGGUCAAGCAUCAGAAUAUCCUGAAAUAGAGGCAUUGUCAAGGCUUGAUUUUGGUGCUGCCAUGAAGGUCUUCCUUGCAAAGAGGCUAACAUCUGAAUUGACACAGGUGACAGCAGAUGUAGAAGAGAAAUCAGUUAUAAUUGGUGAGAGAAAUAGAGUUGCAAUAGAGACCCUUAGAACAGCAAUGGACAAGGGACACAAUAGGAUUGCCAUACUUUAUGGGGGUGGCCACAUGCCAGAUCUUGGGAGAAGAUUGAGGGAAGAGUUUGAUUUAAUCCCAUCUAGUGUGCAGUGGAUAACAGCUUGGUCCAUAAGGAAAAGGGACCUAAAUACUAAUUCACUUCCAUUUCUGAAGACAAUUGCUAAGGCCUCUGGCUGGCCAUUGAACCGCUAUCAAACAUUGGCAUUGCUCAUCUUUUCAUCAGUCUUGGCAUUGGAUCUUUGGUUCUGGGAGCUCUUCUUUGGCACUGCAGUUAAUUGGGUCUCUGAACUUGGCUCAGAACUUCUUUGCUAUGUCGAUAACUCACAGAUUAUAUGAUUAUUAUUGGACUCAGAAAAUUCUUACUAAUUAAUAAACAGGAUGAAGAAAUCUUGUAUGUGUCAGUGUAAAUAUGAAAAGCUUUAUUAACAAAAUUGAAAUUCCAAAUGUUACCAUUUCUC
This is a messenger RNA of Abrus precatorius (Indian licorice), 1583 nucleotides long. RefSeq lists its product as uncharacterized. The coding region runs from base 94 to 1461 and encodes 455 amino acids. The transcript has 5 exons. NCBI's taxonomy places the organism in Eukaryota, Viridiplantae, Streptophyta, Magnoliopsida, Fabales, Fabaceae. The record is from RefSeq and is a predicted model, not a curated record.